AUGCAAGAUCUCAAGGACAUUCUGGGGAUCUGUAGCCCAAGGAGACAUCCCGGCGGCGGGGUCCUGGGCGCAGCCGCUGCCCACGAGACGGUGGACGUGGAGACCGUCUUUGCGGUGUCGAAUGUGCUGCGGAAGGAUGUCCACAACGUUCACUUCGAGGCCAUGCCUGUGAUGACCCUCGCGCGCUUCCAGUUUCUGGAGGCCUUUGUGCGGGUGGCCGUGCACCAGUUCGUCGACCCCGGCGAGCACCCUGACCAUGCCGCGGCCGCGGCCGUGUCCGAGCUCUUGGAGCGGUCGAGCACCAACAUGAAGUGGUUGAACCAGAGGCAGACCCUGCACGAACACUUGUUCAGGGAGGAGUGCGAUCUACUGUACAGGGAGUGCCGUGGGCUGCUGGAGGCGGUGUACGAGGCCUACAGGACGAAGCUGUGCUACCCCGGGCGCCCCGCGGCGGCGGGGCUGAGCUUCGGGGCGUGGCUGCUGCUGUGCGAGGACGCCGAGGUGGCCCAGGCGGGCCUGACCCCCAGGACGGUCGGCUACGCGUUCGCCCUCGGGCGGCAACAUCACGACGUGGAGUCCUUCAGGCACAUGGAACUCUCGCUGGGGGAGUUCUUUGUGGCCCUCGGGGCGCUGGUGGCGCUCAGGGUUGACUUCGACCCAGCGGAGCUCGGGGACAUGUCGGACGGGCUGGCAGAGCUCUUCAUCGAGAACAUGGCCGAGGCGCUCAAGAAGGUCUCCGCGGGCGCCGCGGACGAGCCCGCUUCGCUCAAGACGAGGAUGUGUGGUCACAAGGUGAAGCCAGUGCUGGACUUCGUCAUGCGCACCUUCCGCGCCGCGGACGCGGACAACUCCGCCACCGUAGGCGGGGACGAGUUCCGCCGCGUCUUCUCGCAGCCCGGGGUGCUGAGCGAGCUGGCGGACUUGGGCAUCCGCGUCGAGGACGGGGGAUGUGAACGUGCUCUACCGGCAGAUCGACGCCGACGGCUCUGGGGACCUUUCCGCUCACCAUAG
Molecule: messenger RNA, 1011 nt
Organism: Prorocentrum cordatum
Lineage: Eukaryota; Dinophyceae; Prorocentrales; Prorocentraceae
Source: the annotation of a GenBank genome assembly